CCCCGUGCUUUCAGCCCUUCCUCCCCGGGAGUCUCGUGCGUCCGGUCGCUUCGCUCCCGGCUCCGGCAGCUUUUUCUCUCAGAACUCUUGUCCACCGCCUCCGUCUCCUCCCCUGUCCUUCGCGGCGCCGAAGAGAAGCCCGGCCCCACGUGAAGCAGAGUCGGGGAGCCCCCCACCCGCGCCCGGUGUCGCCUCAGCAGCAGCCGAAGCCGCCGCCGCCAUCAUGGUGAACGUGCCCAAGACCCGGCGCACCUUCUGCAAGAAGUGCGGGAAGCAUCAACCGCAUAAGGUGACGCAGUACAAGAAGGGCAAGGACUCUCUGUACGCGCAGGGCAAGCGGCGCUACGACCGCAAGCAGAGCGGCUACGGCGGCCAGACCAAGCCCAUCUUCCGUAAGAAGGCCAAGACCACCAAGAAGAUCGUGCUGAGACUCGAGUGCGUGGAGCCCAACUGCAGGUCCAAGAGAAUGCUGGCCAUCAAGCGCUGCAAGCACUUCGAGCUGGGAGGAGACAAGAAGCGGAAGGGACAAGUGAUCCAGUUCUGAGUUGCUGUUGCUGCCGCUGCCUUGCCGCUGCUGGCGCCGGCGCCUUGACCUCCCGGGAGAGACACGAUUAAAGUUCUGAAGUUCCAGCA
This is a messenger RNA of Gracilinanus agilis (Agile Gracile Mouse Opossum), 633 nucleotides long. RefSeq names its product 60S ribosomal protein L36a. Bases 224 to 544 code for a protein of 106 amino acids. Gene Ontology annotation, biological process: translation. Gene Ontology annotation, cellular component: cytosolic large ribosomal subunit; ribosome. The record is from RefSeq and is a predicted model, not a curated record. Gene Ontology annotation, molecular function: structural constituent of ribosome. The transcript has a single exon. Lineage: Eukaryota; Metazoa; Chordata; Mammalia; Didelphimorphia; Didelphidae.